AUGACUACUCCACAUAUAUCGCGGUGUACCAAACACUCUUCAUCCAAUCUAUUCCGAUAUCUACUCAGCAGGGAUCCCAUCCCCGACUGCAAAGAAAAGCCUCAAGAUAUCAGAUCCUCACACCAUUGCCACAACAUGAGCUCAAGGCUUAACGAAAGCCACAACACAAGGUGCAUCCAGGGCGAUGGGAGAAAUUGGCCUGUCCUAUCAUCAGCUCUCUUCGGAGCUUUACACUCUUCCACUCUCGCUAUUGUCGUCGCUCUUGAAUUCUCCUCCUCUGAGAGAAUGGUCGUCAAUAUCACUCUGGAUUUUUGUUUGUCGAGCUUGAAAGAUAGCCAGCCGCUCCGAGCUAUUGACUAUUGGAGAUUGAGAACUAUGGAUUUGAAAACUCCUACUUCGUACUAA
Messenger RNA from Morchella importuna, 405 nucleotides. RefSeq lists its product as uncharacterized. Bases 1 to 405 code for a protein of 134 amino acids. The transcript has 4 exons. NCBI's taxonomy places the organism in Eukaryota, Fungi, Ascomycota, Pezizomycetes, Pezizales, Morchellaceae. The record is from RefSeq and is a predicted model, not a curated record.